AUGAGUGAGGCGGUUCGAGUUGCUGUUAUUGGAGCUGGUAUCAGUGGAGUGGUCACUGCUGGCCAUCUUCUGGCUGCUGGGAUUCAGGUGACGGUUUUUGAGAGAAACAAUGCAGCCGGCGGAGUUUGGCUUUAUGACAAGCGUACUCCGAUUGAAGCCCAGUAUCCAUCACCCAGACCGUCUGCUUCACAGGAAUACGUGAAAGAUGAGAGGACCGGAAACGAGAGAAAGAUCUUACUUCAUGCACCUCCGGGCCCUUGUUAUGAAAGCCUCACAAAUAAUGUCUCGACUCCCUUACUACAGACGAAACUCAAUGCAUGGCCAGAGGGGACUGCUCAUUUUGUGAAACAUCAUGUGCUCAAGGAUUAUAUCCAAGAUACGUCGAACAAGGCCGGUGUUGAUGAUAUAACCAAGUAUGGCGCCCGAGUCACCCGAGUUUAUAAGGACGGGCCAACAUGGACAGUUCACUGGUGUACUUUGAGCGAAGGUCACGAUUCCGUUGACAAGGAGGAGUCUGCAACAUUUCACUCGGUCAUUGUUGCCUCAGGUCACUACCAUACGCCUCUGGUCCCAAAUAUACGGGGUCUACCCAAAGCAAAAGCUCGAUGGCCCGAGAGGAUCUUCCAUUCAAAGUCUUUUCGAAGAUCAAAAGGAUUUGAAGGGAGGAAUGUACUGUUGCUGGGUGGCGGUGUCUCUUCACUCGAUAUAGCAAAGGAAAUCAGUGGAACCGCAAAUCAUGUGUAUCAAAGCACCCGAAAUGGUGCCUUUGAUCUCCCCGAGAGUGCACUUCCAGAAAACUCGUCAAGAAUUGCCGAGGUCGAAGCAUUCGAAUGUUCAACAUCAACAACAUCGUCAGAUACCGAGCACUUGCCCUUGACCGUACAUCUUAAAACCGGGGAGUCCCUGCAUGAGAUAGAUACAAUUAUUUUUUGCACAGGAUACCAAAUGGCACUUCCAUUCCUCGACGAUUACAACGACUACAGCAUGUCUGCCAUCGAGGCAAAUGACAGAGUGCUUGUCACAGAUGGCACCCAAGUCCACAACUUACAUCAGGAUAUCUUCUACAUCCCAGAUCCCACGCUCGCAUUUGUUGGAAUUCCUUUUUACACUGCAACAUUCUCUUUAUUCGAGUUCCAAGCUAUUGCCGUGACAGCUUUCUUGUCUGGUAUUGCACAGCUUCCAUCUACUACGAGUCUCCGGACGGAAUAUGAGAAUCGUGUUGAGAAGAAGGGGCUUGGACGAAGUUUCCAUUCACUCAAGGACCAAGAGCAAGUUUAUGUCGAUGAAUUGAUUGGAUGGGUUAAUACUGGAAGAAUCGAGCGUGGUUUGCCUUUGAUUGAAGGUCAUACUGAGACCUGGAUUAAAGAGAGAGCGGCUCUGAGCGAGAGACUCAAGUUACUUCUGGCAGGUCAGCUCUCUCGGGAAGAUACGCUCAAACCUCCAUUGGAGGUGGAAGUGACCGCAUGA
Molecule: messenger RNA, 1467 nt
Organism: Penicillium coprophilum
Lineage: Eukaryota; Fungi; Ascomycota; Eurotiomycetes; Eurotiales; Aspergillaceae
Product: putative FAD dependent oxidoreductase
Exons: 5
Coding region: 1-1467 (488 amino acids)
Molecular function (GO): flavin adenine dinucleotide binding; NADP binding; N,N-dimethylaniline monooxygenase activity
Source: RefSeq, a predicted model, not a curated record